This is a messenger RNA of Poecilia latipinna (sailfin molly), 2399 nucleotides long. Its product is annotated as protein FAM222B-like. NCBI's taxonomy places the organism in Eukaryota, Metazoa, Chordata, Actinopteri, Cyprinodontiformes, Poeciliidae. The transcript is spliced from 5 exons. The coding region runs from base 519 to 2261 and encodes 580 amino acids. The record is from RefSeq and is a predicted model, not a curated record.
AAUGUAAACUAUAUCAUCCAGGUAUAUUCAGUCGUGGUCAGGAAGGAUCUCCAGUAGCAAUCAGUCUUCCAGGGAAUCAGAAGAGGCCUCUGAAUGAAGAGUUGCUGUAUGAACAUCUCAAUAUUCAUUCAGCAGAGAUGAUAUUCCAAGGAAACCGGGCAAAGAGAUGUUGGAGUCUGGGAUAAGAUCCUCAUUUAUGAUGGAUGGAAGAAUUCUCCUUUUCAACUCCUCUGGGAUUCUGGUCAAAGUUCAGCAGGGGGCGGUAGAGAGCCGCUGAGCCGGUUGCGCAGCGCCGCUGAGCCCGGAGAAGGAGCAGAGGAACAGAUGUUGCUGCCGUAGCCAGACAGCAGCUCGGAGAAGCGGGCAGCCGGAGGAUGGUGUCUUCAUUUUUAAUUUAUUAUUGUUGAAUUUCAACAAAAUGAAGCGGCUUUACUCAUAAUUUCGUGAGGACGGCGGCUCUGCUUGUCUCCAGGAUGAUGAGAGGGACACGUCCGGCGCUGCAGUAGAGGAGCAGUGACAUGCUGGCUUGCCUGCCGGCGUCAGGUGACUCCGCCAUCCGACUUCUUCACCGCACGCAGAUGAACACUGGACUUCAGAAAUGGGAAACCACACAGAAGAUGAGAUCUGUCACCCAUCCGACGCCUGCAGAGUUGGACGCCUAUGCUAAGAAAGUCGCCAACAAACCUUUGAGCAUCCAGAUCUUCCCAAACAGCAUCAAGGUUCCUCAGAAGAAGCACGUCCGCCGCACCGUCAACGGCCUGGACACUUCGUCGUCUGCGCAGCGCCACAGCCCGUACCCUCCGCAGCUGGCCGCCGGCGCCGGGCUCCUGGCCGUCCUCCGCGCGCCUCUCCGGGGCCUCGUCAAGCAGCCGGACGGCUGUCGCACGCGGCUGCAGCUGAAAGCCGCCAUGAACCCUCAGAGCGGCCCGUACGCCGCGCCCAGCACUUUAAACCUCCCGCACCUGGCCUCUCAGAAGCAGGGGGCGGGGCAUCCGCAGCAGAGCCUGGCACACCCGAUGGCGCUGCAGCAUCACCAGAGGAGCGUGGCUCACUCUCAGGCCCUGCAGCAGCCGCAGAGGCUGACGCAUCCGCCCGCCGUGCAGCGACAGCUGCCCCCUCAGGACGUGGCGCCCUGCGCCGCCGCCAUGCCGCAGCAGCACCUUUCUCACAUGCAGACUCUGAAGCAUCAGGCGGCUCCAGCGCAGGCUUUGGGAGCGACUCAGGAGCUGCGUCACGUCCCGGACAGCGCGGCCAUGCAGGCGGCGCCGCCGGGCCCCCCCGCCCUGCCGCCGCCGCCGUACGGCGCCCGCAAGCUGCCGGACGCUGACGCCCCGCCCAACGUGACGGUAUCUACCUCCACCAUCCCACUGUCCAUGGCGGCCAGCCUGCAGCAGGCGCGGCCCGGCGACCUGAGCAGCAUUGUGCUGCAGAUCAACCAGCUGUGCCAGGCGCGCGCCGGCAUGGGCGCCACGUCCGUCUGCGAGGGCCAGAUCGCCAACCCCAGCCCCAUCAGCCGCAACCAGCUCAUCAGCGCCAGCUCCAGGGUUUCCCAGCAUGCCUCGGGGGCCGGUGGCGUCUCCAGCUGCCUGCUGAUGGACAAGCCGGCCGCUCCGGCUCCCGCUGCGGCCGGCAGCAACAACAACAUGGCUGCUUUUCACCCGGACAGCGACAAGCAGCUGCAGCAGCACCUGCUGCAGCAGAAGCAGCAGCAGCAUCUGCAGCAGCAGCUGCAGCAGCAACGUUCUUGGGCGCAGCACCAGCUGGCCCACAUGCAGCAGCCGCCGGAGGGAGCGCACCCCUGCAAAAAUCCACGGCUGGAUCCGGCGGUCGAGUGCGCCUUCCCCUCCCACAGCCUGAGCUACGGCCACAAGCCGCCCGCCGCCGCGCUCGGCUUCCCGCUGAAGCACGCCGCCGACAAAACGCUGCCCCCCUCCUCCGCCACCAACUGCUCCUACCUGAACGGCCACUACCUGCAGCCGGCGUGGGGCGCCGUCCCGGCCGCCGCCGGGAACAACGGGAACAUUCCUCAGGACCUGCCGGUGGGCUUUCAGGGCGGACACCCCGCCGCAGAGCGCAUCCCGGGAGCCAAGUACCGGCCGGGGAAGGACGGCUCCGCCGGCCAGCCCAAGCUGCUGCAGCACAGCAUGGAUUUCCUCGGCGAGGAUUUCCAGAUCCCCGGCAUGCAGGAGCAGAGCGUGGAAAUGAUGCAUAAGAUGCACCGGGGCGGCGGCGGCGGCCAUCAUCACCAAGGUUACCAUUAGACUCCACAUCGGCCCGUUUGUUCCCUACAGCACUUCAACCUGCUGAGCAGAGCUGGGUGAUAAAAAUUGCUUUCUUCUCUAAAAAAGAAAAUACAAAAAUAUUUUCUUAAGUGCCCUGCGACACACUGGUGACCUGUC